GAUUCAGAUGCUGCUCAAUGAAACAGACGGUGCGCCCGGACUCCUCUGACAGCGAAUGGAAAAUCACACCCGCUUCAACUUCACUGCGUCCAGUCACCAACUCUCUUAUAUCUUGCCCGUGAAUUAGCUUAUUUACAAGCGCCAGAAACGGACUGAAUAGAGUUUCGUGCAUAUUUACAAGGGCUUUACUCAAAUCAUCACGGACAAGAAAAGACGCGCGCUGUUUUUGCUCACCAACGGGACGCUCGCGCUCAAACAUCCACAUUCGCUCGUAGCCGGUUAUCCAGCCGCGUUUGCGCACACUCCGCUGGCUGCUUCAAGUCUUCAUAACAGCAACCGACCCUGCUAAAGCAGUCUUUAAAACCCCGUGAAACUCGGCGGACAGGACAGGACGAGCGGACGCAAGCACGAUGCAGCAUCCCCUGACGGGCGGAACGUGCGUCGCCCUGCCAAACGUGGACAUGUGUCCUCAGCUCUCCUGUGCCUUGACUUUCAUGUACUUACAGCAGGGUAAUCAAGACGCCCCAGCACCCCCAGAAACCAUGGCCCAGCCUUACCCAUCAGCGCAGUUCGCUCCCCCUCAGAACGGCAUUCCGGCUGAGUACACGCCGUCCCACCCUCACCCGACUCCGGACUACUCGGGCCAGACCCCCGUGGCAGAACACACGCUGAACAUGUACCCCCCUGCCCAGACGCACAGUGAGCCCAGCGGACCAGACAACAGCAUACAGGCGGUCUCCGGCACAGCCACACAGACAGACGAUUCAGCACAGACAGACAGCCAACAGCAAACACAGUCAUCUGAAAACACAGAAAACAAAACGCAGCCCAAGAGGCUCCACGUCUCCAACAUCCCCUUCAGGUUCAGAGAUCCAGACCUCAGGCAAAUGUUUGGCCAAUUUGGUAAAAUCUUAGAUGUUGAAAUAAUAUUUAAUGAACGAGGAUCAAAGGGUUUUGGUUUCGUAACUUUCGAAAAUAGUGCCGAUGCGGACAGGGCCAGAGAGAAAUUACACGGCACGGUGGUAGAAGGUCGUAAAAUAGAGGUUAACAAUGCAACAGCACGGGUAAUGACGAAUAAAAAGACCGUCAACCCAUAUGCAAACGGCUGGAAGUUGAAUCCAGUCAUGGGUGCAGUCUACAGCCCAGAAUUCUAUGCAGUGCCAGGCUUCCCAUACCCAGCAGCCACGGCGGCGGCGGCGGCGGCGGCGGCGUACAGAGGGGCACACUUAAGAGGAAGAGGGCGCACUGUCUACAAUACGUUCCGGGCAGCUGCACCUCCCCCACACAUCCCAGCCUAUGGGGGUGUUGUUUACCAGGACGGAUUUUAUGGUGCAGAUAUUUAUCGUGAUCUGACCAUCUCUCCGUGUUUCCACAGUUACGGACGAGUUUAUGCUGCCGACCCCUACAACCACGCACUUGCUCCAGCAGCCGCAUACAGCGUUGGUGCCAUGAAUGCUUUCGCUCCCUUGACUGAUGCCAAGACCAGAAGCCACGCCGACGAUGUGGGUCUCGUUCUUUCUUCUUUGCAGGCUAGUAUAUACCGAGGUGGAUACAGUCGUUUCGCGCCAUACUAAAAAAAAUAAAACCUUUCAAAACCUAUUGAGAAUCUUCCUGUGGGGGUAACGGAGGAGUAAUUCAGAGGCCUGGGUAUUGCAAUACAUGCAGUAGUGCAUCAUUUUAGCAUCUCUUAAGAGAGAGAAGACAAAAACGGAUAUUUUUCAUCUUAUACCUCAGAUAUUUUGUGCUGUGUAUUUUAAUAUUGUGGGUUUUUAAUUUCUAAAGAUUACGUAGAUUGUUGGCUGUAGAGGUUUCUGUGGUGAUCUAGA
This is a messenger RNA of Sinocyclocheilus anshuiensis, 1826 nucleotides long. RefSeq names its product RNA binding protein fox-1 homolog 1-like. The record is from RefSeq and is a predicted model, not a curated record. The transcript has 12 exons. Bases 411 to 1574 code for a protein of 387 amino acids. Gene Ontology annotation, cellular component: cytoplasm; nucleus. Gene Ontology annotation, molecular function: mRNA binding. Lineage: Eukaryota; Metazoa; Chordata; Actinopteri; Cypriniformes; Cyprinidae. Gene Ontology annotation, biological process: regulation of alternative mRNA splicing, via spliceosome; nervous system development.